Molecule: messenger RNA, 1537 nt
Organism: Closterium sp. Naga37s-1
Lineage: Eukaryota; Viridiplantae; Streptophyta; Zygnematophyceae; Desmidiales; Closteriaceae
Source: the annotation of a GenBank genome assembly
AUGACUCUGUCCUGCCGGCCAUCCAAACCACGCUCCCAAUGCCCCCCCAAACCCCUUUCAGUGCGCAGGGGGCAGCUGUGGGGUGUUAUCAGCCGUGGGCGCAGCAAUGGCUCUGUCCUGCCGGCCAUCCAAACCACGCUCCCAAUGCCCCCCCAAACCCCUUUCAGUGCGCAGGGGGCAGCUGCGGGGUGUUAUCAGCCGUUGCGCAGGGGGCAGCUGUGGGGUGUUAUCAGCCGUGUGCGAAGCAACAAUCCUGUCCUGCCGGCCAUUGACGCGUGGAGGAUGGCGGGAGGGCUGCUGGACAAGGAGCUGCUGCUGUGGGCCAUUCGUCGCUGCCAGCCAUACGCUUACCGAGCAAAAGCAGCAGAGCUCUCUCAAUGGCUGAUCACCUCAUCAGGCUUUCCCCUCACCUACCUUGACUACCAACCCGCCCUCGCCUGUUGCUCCUUUCCCCGCUUUCCCCUCACCUACCUUGAUUACCAACUCGCCCUUGCCUGUGCUGCGCGGUGCAAUGCGGUGGGGACCGUUCGAGAGAUGUUCCUCUCCUUCCCUGAGGAGUUCUGCAAAGAAAAGGUGUAUGUUGGAGUGCUACACCAUUUUGCCAGGCGCGGGCGGACGCACAAGCUAGGGGAAGAACUGGAAUGGCUCCGUAAUCAAGGGGUACCCGCGGAAAAUGCCUCGUAUCGGUCGAAGCUUCAAGCGUUGCUAACCGAGCAGGAGAUUAUAACAAAAGGGGCUGCCUGGAAUGGAGCAGAUGUGACAGUAACGAGCGAGGGAGAGGGGGAAGGGGGAGGAGAUGAGGAGGAGGGAGGGGGAGGGGGAGGGGAGGAAGGGGAGGGGGGUUGGAAUGAUGCGGAUUGGUUUGAGGUUGGGGAGGGGAAGGAAAGUUCCAGGAAGGAGCGGUUGGAGAAAGUGCUGGGGGAUGUUGAUUUGUUGCUGCAAGAAAUGAAGGAGAAGGGAAUGAUGCCUGACGAAGUGGCCUACAACGUCGUUCUAGCCAGCCUCGCCAGGCUCGGGCAGAUCGAAAAAAUGGAGGCCUAUCUUGCGCGCAUGCGGGCAGACGGCGGGCAGCCCAGCGGCGUGACGUACAACAUCCUGAUUGGCGCAUACGCGCUCGCCGGGCAGUUUGAAAAAACGGACCUGUGUAUCGAGGCGAUGAAGGAAGCAGGAGAAAGGCUGAAUGUGAAGACCUAUUGGUCCCUGAUGGGGCGAUAUGCGAAACGAGGAGCGGUGGAGAGGUUUUCCAAAGUGUGUGAAGAGGUGAAGCAGGCCGGGUUGCCUCUUGACAGAAGCAUGUACCACUCUCGAAUCGAGAUUCACAGCCGAGCAGGAGACCUGGAGAAGGCAGAGCAGGCCUUCAACGAGAUGUGUGCGCUCAUGCCCCCCACCACGGCAUCAUUCAACGUGCUCCUAGCGGCUCUGAGUCAGGCAGGCAGGCCUGACAAGAUCCCAUCUGUACUGCAGUCGAUGCAGCGGUGGGGUCGACCGAAAGACCCCGGGACAUACGUGCGCCUCAUUACCGCGAAUCUGAAAGCUG